AUGACAAACUCGGUUACCAUGAGCACCACAAACGAAUCGGCAACAAUGGAAUGCAAGUUUCCUGAGCUGCAUUUAGAGGAUCACGAAGAAGCAUUGAGCAUCAAUGAUGCGCAAGUCUCGAUCGAAUUGCCAUCAACCGAAUUCAAGCCAUGGCUACACGACUUCAGUCGCGACCAGAAAAUCCCUCUGUCCGACGUUUUUCUUGCCUUAUGGGGCCUAAUUUUGAAAACAUUCACGGGAAAUGGAGCUAUCUGCGCAGCAUCCGUGAUUGGAACAGCAGACCUUGAGCUGGUGACCUUGGAGAUAGACGAGCAAGUCACUAUGAUUGAGCUGCUCCGGUCAUUUGGAGAUAGAAAGCGACACAUCCAAGACCACACAUUGGAGCUGCCUUGCAAUUCAGCCGUCUACUUUGCAAGCACUAGAGAAGAAAUCACUAAAGACCUGGAAAAAUUCGAAGUAUCCCUGCUAGUGGUGGAUGGGCACGAUCAGAUGGAAAUAUGUCUGAUCCAUAAAGCAAAAUAUCUUGCUCCAUCAUUCGCAAAGCAGGUUGCAAACACAGUCAGCCAGUUACUGAAUGAGCUUCAUCUUGAUGCGAAUCGACAAAUCUCGCAGAUCAAUCUUCUCCACCCUGAGACUGAGAGACAGCUGCAGACCUGGGGCAGUCGCCUUCCUAAAGCGGUGGAUCACUGUGUGGGCACUCUCUUUGAAGAAAUUGUCCUACAAAGACCAUUGAACGAGGCAGUGCGGACAGCUGAGACGGUUCUGACGUAUGAAGACUUGGAUCGUCUGAGUGGACGACUGGCCAUCUACCUGCAGAAUCUGGGGGUAGGACCAGAAGCCGUGGUAAUCUUAUGUUUUCCUAAGUCUGCUUGGGCCGUUGUGGCCAUGAUGGCUGUCAUCCGUGCCGGCGGAGCCAUUUUGUUUCUGGAUCCAUCACAUCCAACGGCCCGACACCGUGAGGUUGCGGACCAAGUAAAGACAAAAUGGAUCCUUACCGCAUCGGAGCAUACUGCUCAGAUGGAAUGGUUUGAGGGUGAUGUAAUUUGCAUCGAGCGUGUCUUUGUGGACUCCCUGGGGCCGACUCCCCAGGGAACAGUUCUGGAAUCAACAGCCACUCCCUCAAACACAUUGUAUAUCAUCUUCACCUCUGGAAGUACCGGCAAGCCGAAAGGAUGUGUGAUUGAACAUCGACAGUUCCUGACUGGUUCUCAGGCGCAACAGAAAGCAUCUGGGAUGGAUUCCAAUGAUCGAGUGUUGCAAUUGGCAUCGUUCACUUUUGACGUGAGUAUCCUAGAGAUUAUAACUUCACUCAUCUCGGGUGCCUGUGUGUGUAUUCCCAACGACCAGGAGCGAUCUCAGGGACCUGCUUUCUGCAUCCAACAGUUUAGCAUCACCUGGGCCUUCCUCACUCCGUCACUGGUGAAGUCCAUGGACCCCAGGCAGGUCCCGACACUGAAAUUUCUGGUACUGGGUGGUGAAGCCGUCCUGGAAGAAAACAUUAAAACUUGGGCGCCGCAUGUGCGACUAGCCAAUGGGUACGGCCCUUCGGAGUGUUCGAUCGCUGCAACGGCGAAUGUUCCACUGUCCCUCCAAACGAAUCCAAUGAACAUUGGGCAUCCACUGGGUGGUUGCUGUUGGAUCGUCAAGCCACAUGACCACGAUACCCUGGUUCCAAUUGGGGCUCCCGGCGAGUUGGUCAUUCUGGGACAUAUCGUUGCUCGGGGAUACUUGUAUGAGCCCGAAAAGACACAGGCUGUAUUCUUGGACUCAGCCAAGUGGUUCAAAGCGGAUACCACACCGUCCUCACGCAUCUACAAGACCGGUGAUUUGGCCCGGUUCAAUACGGAUGGCUCUAUCCACUUCAUUGGCCGAAAGGAUAGCCAAGUAAAGCUGCGCGGCCUCCGAAUCGAACUGGGGGAGAUUGAACACCGUAUUGCUGCUCAUCCAUUCGUCAGACAAGUGUCUGUCGUACUCGCAAAAGAAGGUCCUUGUCAGGCCAAACUGGCGGCCGUGGUUUCUCUGAAAGAGCUUCAACGCCAAUCCUCAACUCUCGAGUUACUCACCGAAGAGAACUACAGCUCUGCCAAAAAGCAACUUGCAGCUGUGGCAGAGUCGGUUUUCAAGCAGCUGCCAAGUUACAUGUUGCCAACAAUCUGGGCACCGGUCUGGUCUAUCCCUUUGACUGUCUCUGGCAAGCAAAACGGAGUGGCAGUGGCCAGAUAUGUCAAGGAUAUGUCACCAGACACAUACAGUUUCCUCAUGGGAAUGGAUGAUGACCUUGAGAGGGUCAGCCCAUCGAACGAGCGAGAACGUGAAAUGGAACAACUUUGCCGCGAUAUUCUGGGCUUCACAAAACCCGAGGACGUGUGGUUAAACAGAUCGUGGAUCCAGAACUCUGGUGAUUCUAUCAAGGCGACACAGCUCCUUGACAAAUUGCGCCGUAAUGGCGUUUCUGUUGUUUUCGAAGAUAUUCUGCAAAGUGCAACGUUGAUUGAGCUCGUUGAGAAGAUUGAGAGUCGAGGUCCAGUCGCCCCUUUUACCAGCCAGGCGAUUCGAACAUAUUCACCUUCAUUGGAUCAAGAGAGACUAUCGCGAGUUGGUCUCGAGUUCAACUCGGUAGAGGAUGUGUAUGGACUGUCAGCCGUGCAGCGAGGAAUCCUUCUGAGCCAACAGCAGAACCCCGAAAGCUACCAGCUUCGCAUCACCUGCGAGGUGCUGUCUUGCACAGGAGAAGAGAUUGAUGGACAGCGCUUGUUGGACGCCUGGGAACAUGUCACGGCUCGGCAUCCUGCGCUGCGGACCAUUAUGAUCGAGACCGAGACAGAAGACGGCCUAUUCGACCAGCUGGUCCUCAAAAAAAGCAAAGCAAGGGUUGUGGAAUGGAGAUUGAAAAAUGUAAAUGCGUUCUGGCAGGCGCAAGAGGCGUUCACUCGAACAGACACUGCCCUCCAGCCGCCAGUGGUUUUCGUGCUAUCUACCACAGACGAGGGCAAGCAUUUCAUCACUGUUGAUAUUAGCCACGCCCUCGUUGACGGAGUCUCCAUCUUGAUUUUGCUACGUGAUCUCUGUCAAGCAUACGAUGGCAAUCUUCCAGGGGACCGUACGAUCAAAUACUCUUCCUACAUCGAUUAUAUCCAACAGCUGUCCGUGGACUCUUCGUUAGAAUACUGGACUAAGCACUUGGAGGAUGCAACCCCCUGCCACAUGCCCACCCUCAACGACGAUUUGGUUCUUGAGGGUCAACCGGGCGAAGUGAAAAUGGAUAUUGAGGGCGUCGACGCUCUGUAUGCCCUGUGUGCCGUUAAUAACUUCACGCCCGCUUCUGUUUUCCAAGCGGCAUGGGCCCUGGUCCUUCAGGCCUACACGAAGCAGAAUGAUAUUUCAUUUGGAUAUCUGACCACAGGCCGCGAGAUGCCUGUGGCUGAGAUCAGUGAGGCAGUCGGUGUGUUUAUCAACAUGAUGAUCUAUCGCAUGCUGCUGUCUCCUGAAUCGACAAUCACCUCUAUUGCAAAGGAAACACAGCAGAACUUCUUACGAGGGCUCCCCCAUCAGCACUGCUCAGUUGCCGAGAUCCAGCAUGCGUUAGGCACUUCGAAGCCGUUGUUCAACACAAUCAUGUCCCUCCAAAGCGCCCUGGGAGAGGUAUUCUUUAGCGAGGAAGCUAAUGGGAGCAUAGGAUUUAGGGUUAUUGGGGAAUUGGACCCAACAGAGACACGGGUUUCUGUUACACUUCGACAUUACCGGGCGGCUCUCAGUGACGCCAUGGCCGAGAACGUGCUGGCCACGUUCCGCCGGGCUAUCGACGCUGUGGUUCAUAGCCACUCAGCCAAGUUGGGCGAUUUGGAUAUGAUGAGUGAUCGUGAUCAAUCUCAGAUUGCACAUUGGAACAGUCAGCAGUGGGCCGACCUUCACGUCUGCGUUCAUGACCUGAUUUCCGAACAAGCGAUUACUUGCCCACAGGCUGUCGCCAUUGAGGCUUGGGAUGGCAGUUUCACUUACCAGGAACUGGAUUCUAUGACCAGCAUUCUCGCGGAACUGCUGAUGCAGAAGGGUGUCCAACCAGAGUCUCUGGUACCAAUUGGCUUUCCCAAGUCGCGUUGGACGGUCGUUGCUCAGUUGGCCACGUUAAAGGCGGGUGGAGCAUGUGUUGCUUUUGAUCCGGAGCACCCUCGCAGCAGACGCGAACAAAUGGUCGAGCAGUGCGAGGCCCAAACCGCCAUUGUUUCAGAAGGCAACGAAUCGCUAUUCGACGGACUGGUGCCAAACGUAAUCAUCCUCGGGGCAAACACCAUUGAUACGCUGCUCCAGGACCAGUCAGCACUCCUGGUUCCUUCCACUUCGUCCGAGGUCUCGCCUUCCAAUCCUGCUUUUGUCGUUUUCACAUCAGGCAGCACAGGUAAACCAAAAGGAAUCGUUCUCGAGCACCAUGCCAUCUGUAGCAGCGCAAAAUCUCACGGGCCUGCAAUGAAUUACGCGAAAGCCCGAGUACUGCAAUUUGCAUCGUACACAUUCGAUGUCAGCAUUGGCGAGACGUUUACCUGUUUGAUGAGUGGUGGCACGCUUUGCAUUCCAAGCGAGGAUGAACGAAUGAAUGACCUGGCUGGUGUCAUCAACCGGAUGAACGCCAAAGUCGUAUAUUUGACACCCUCGGUGGUGAGUCUGCUGCAUCCUUCUGAAGUUCCGGGAAUUUCCACGUUGGCCCUGGGAGGUGAGGCCCUGCGAGAAGACAACAUCGCCACCUGGGCCAAUCACACCAAUCUAGUGAACAUAUACGGGCCCGCAGAGUGCAGUAUCUGGUCUACAGGCCUGCAAAAUGUCCCAUCAUCUGCUUCCCCACGCAACAUUGGUUAUGGACUUGGUGCCAGGAUGUGGAUCACCAAUGCGGAAGACCCGAGCAAACUGUGCUCAGUCGGUGCCGUCGGCGAGCUCCUGAUUGAAGGGCCAAUUGUUGCCCGAGGAUAUCUGAAAGACGAUGGAAAAACCCAGGCGGCGUUUAUCGAUCCCCCUGCAUGGUGGUCGCAGUAUCAAGCGGGUGGGCCCGCUACACAAUUCAAGGUUUACCGAACCGGCGAUCUUGCCAGAUACAACUCGGAUGGUUCUAUUCACUUCAUUGGCCGUCGAGACCAUCAAGUAAAGCUGCACGGCCAACGUGUGGAGAUGGGCGAGAUUGACCGGACGAUGCUGAUGCACGCCAAUGUUCAGAAUGCACUAGCCAUGGUGCCUACCAAAGGCCAACUGGCAGGCAAGCUAGUUGCGGUGCUGAGCUUGAACGACCAGGUUCAUGCCCUAGGUAAGGCUAGCAUUGAGCUGCGGCGGGAUUCCAAUGUAGAUAUAUCUCCCAUGCGAGACUGGCUUGGAACAAGGUUGCCUUCUUACAUGAUACCUUCCACCUGGCUUGUUGUGCAGUCGAUUCCCGUCACAAGAAACGGAAAAUCAGAUCGUCCGUCAGUUGUUGCUUGGGUUGAGGACUUGCAGGAGAUUGCUGACAACUUUGAACCGACUGAUUGCCCCAAUGGCCCCGAAAAUCUGCCAAUGAACAAGAUGGAGACAGACGUGAGGGAGGUGGUUAGCUCGGUCCUUAACCUUCCCGUGGCGGAAGUCUUCAUGAACGCUUCGUUCCUCUCGUUAGGAGGAGAUUCAAUCACAGCCAUGCAGACUUCAUCACGGUCUCGAUCCCGUGGUAUUCAAUGUGCAGUGAAGAGCAUCCUGAAGAGCAAAUCACUCCGCCAGAUUGCGACAGAAGCGACAGUCAUGAACAGUUCCGCCAGUUUAACCAAGACUGACGGCCAAGCGUUCCGUCUGCUACCGAGUAUGCAUCCAUCUGAUCUUGACGAAUGGGUCAAAAAGCUGGGUUACACAGGUCUGCCCGACAUCGAAGACGCGUAUGGGUGCUCGCCCAUGCAGGAGGGUAUCCUGAUUAGCCAAGCCCAAGCCCCGGAGACGUACAAGUUCUCGGCUGUUUGUUCAAUCCGGGCAGUAGACACAUUGAAGCCACUCAAUAUGGAUCGGCUCCUUCUGGCAUGGAGUCGUGUCGUUGCGAGUCAUCCAGUCUUGCGUACCUUUUUCAUUGAGGGACUAUCAGGAGACUCCCUGUACAGUCAAAUUGUACUCAAAAAUUAUACGCCCCGAGUGGAGAGGGCCAGGAGCCUAGAGAGUUUGCUUCGGUAUGAUCAGGAACACCCUGUCGACUACAAUGAGCCCGUUCCCCCGCACCGAAUGACGGUGUUCGAGGCCAAAGAUCUCCUGUACUUCAACCUGGAACUUAGUCAUACGUUGAUUGACGGCGCAUCGAUGCCUCUGCUUCUCGGUGAUAUCAGAGCGGCCUAUGACAAUGCAAUCCCCCCUGGGCCCCUGUACAGUGACUACAUCGCUUUCUGGCAGCGACAGCCUCGCGAGGCUACCACGUCCUUCUGGUCGAAAUACUUAGAGAACAUGCAGCCAGCCAUGUUUCCCUCGCUCUUGGAUGACAUGGUGUCCGAAAAGGAGCUCCGGGUGGUCAACAUGCCAGUUACAGACAUGUUUCCUGAGCUCCAAAUCUUCUGCAAAAAUAACGAAUUGACCAUUGCGAACGUGUUCCAGGCUGCCUGGGCUCUAGUCCUGCGCCUAUACACCAGGAAUUCAGACGUGUCCUUUGGUUACCUUUCAUCAGGGCGUGAUGCCGACGGCCUCGAUCUAGAUCACGCCGUGGGUCCAUUCAUCAACAUGUUGCCCUGUCGUAUCGAAGUCAAUGACUCAUCCAGGUUGAUCGACAUUAUGGGAAGGAUCAACGAUGAUUUCUUAAACUCUUUACCAGGUUCAGCAUCAUUUGCGACUCUCGGGGAGCGUCUGUUCAACACCACGCUUUCUCUGCAACGAUCAAUGGUAGAGUCAGAUGAGAGAAGUAGUAGCAUUGCUGUCGAGUAUUUGGGCGGUUCCGACCCCACGGAGUAUGAUUUGAGCGUAAGUAUCACGGUUGGCGAUGCUGACAUCCACGUCGACAUUAACUACUGGACCACCUUCAUGUCAGACGAGAAGGCCAGUCUGUUGGGUUCAACUUUCAAGACGAUUCUCACCAAUUUGCUUGCCUCGCCGACCAAAGAAUUUCGGGAUUUCGACUUAGUCGAUGAUCAGCAACACCAGUACCUAAUGGCUCUAAAUAACCAUGGGAUUGUUCCAGAGACCAUCUCAGGGUGCAUCCACGACGAGGUGCGUCAACAAGCUCUGGCGCAUCCAUCCUCACCUGCUGUUGAGGGCUGGGACGCCUCGUUCACGUACUCGCAGUUGGAUGCAUUAUCCGACAAGCUGGCGAUCAGACUCUCCACCCUUGGUGUUGGGCCUGAGCAGGUAGUCGCCCUCUGCUUUGAGAAAUCUGCAUGGACCGUGGUGGCAAUGUUGGCAGUCCUCAAGUCCGGCGGUGCAUACACAUCCAUGGGCCCCUCUCAUCCAAGAUCACACCUUGAACAAGUUAUCUUGGCUACAAAAUGCUGUGUUAUUCUGGCAGGAUCAGAAGCCUACGGAGAGUUGGUGGGAGACCUAGUGGACCAUGUCAUUGUUGUUGAGUCGGCACUCUUCCCAUCCCUCCCUGGUGGUAGUUUGGGAAUCCUUCAAAAGGCCUCUCCAGACGAUGCCGCAAUGGUCAACUUUACAUCUGGUAGUACUGGAAAGCCCAAGGGUAUUGUGGUUCGCCACAGCAAUGUACGCUCACUGGUGGCUCACAAUGCCGACAUGAGGAUUGAUCAAUCCACGCGUUUCCUGCAGUUCUCCGCUUACACAUUUGACACCAGCAAUGGGGAGAUUUUCCUAUCCUUGUGUGUAGGAGCAUGCGUUUGUGUCCCAUCAGAGGACGAAAGGGUUAAUGAUCUGGCUGGGGCGAUGACGCGCUUGAAUGUCAGCUAUGCUUUCUUGACUCCUUCUCUAGCUCUCUCCCUCUCACCAGAGGCGGUUCCCACGUUAAGGACAUUGGCAUUGGUAGGCGAGGCUGUCCCUGCUGAUCUUCCAGGCAAAUGGCAGGACUACGUCCGCGUACUCAACAGCUUUGGGCCCGCGGAAUGCACCAUUAUGUCCUCGUUCGCCGUUUUAGAGGGUGCCAUGCCAGCAAACAGCAUUGGACGCGCCCAUGGAUGCCUGUUUUGGGUCGCCGACCCCGAAGACUGCCAGAGACUGGUCCCUGUAGGCUGUCCAGGAGAGCUUUUGAUCGAAGGUCCUAUUGUCACACAAUAUCUGGAUCCCAAGCUGGAUUCCAAAGCGUUCAUUCCUCCUCCGAGAUGGCGUGGAGAAGUCAAGGAGGGAACGCGAUUGUAUAGAACUGGAGAUCUCGUCAAAAUGCUAGCUGAUGGAAAUAUGUUAUUCAUCGGACGUGCUGAUGGACAGAUCAAACUGAACGGACAACGCCUGGUCACUUGGGACAUCGAAGAAGUAAUUAGCCGGAACCCUUCGGUCGUCCAGACGGCGCUUGUUGUUCCCAGCCAUGGACUCUGCAAGAAGAAGCUGGUUGCCCUGGUGGCAUUUGAGAAUGAAAUAUCCACCCAGGCUGUCUCUGUCGAGGGGAUUAUUCCUUUCAAUAAGGACUCUGGCAAGGAGCGGGCCAUCGACCAGAUCACAUCCAUUCGUGACCGCCUCGCAGGUGUAUUCCCUAGCUACAUGAUACCCUCCGUCUGGCUGCUGUGCUCCAGGCUUCCAUUGUCGCUGUCUGGAAAGCUGGACCGACGUAAGGUCCAGGAAUGGGUCGAAGAUAUGCAGCAGGAGAUUUACUUCGAUGCACUAGCCGAGAAAGAAGAAGAGGCCGAUCUCACUGAAACUACUACUCCCAAAUCGGAUGCAGUAGAGCGCUUGCAGGGAAUUGUUGGACGUGUUUUGAAUCUGCCUCUCAACAAGGUGUCUCUCCAGCGAUCCUUUUUUUCCCUCGGUGGUGACUCGAUCAGCGGUAUGCAGCUGGUCGUCAUGUGUCGAAAUGAAGGUUUAAAAGUUCUUUUUAAGGAUGUGAUGCGUAGUACCAGCAUUGCAGCAUUGGCCGACUUUGUGCAGACAGUGCAAGGCAUCAAUCUUUAUCAGCACUCCGACCGGUUGGACACUCCCUUUGACCUGACUCCCAUCCAGCAGUUUUACUUCCAAAAUAUAUCCCAAGGAUACCAAGAAGCGACAGCGAAUCAGUUCAAUCAGAGUUUCUUGUUCCGCUUGGCCUUGGAUGUGCCAGUGGAGCAGUUGAGGGACGCUGUGGGCAAGGUCGUGCAGCGUCACUCGAUGCUGCGAGCACGAUUCCGGCAGUCGCACAACUCACAGUGGAAGCAAAUUUUGAUCGGUUAUAGUCCCUCUGCGUACCGAUUCAGAGAACGUGCGGUAGAGAGUGAACAAGACGCUCUCGAUUUGGCACAACAUGCGCAGGAGGAACUCGACAUCCAGGAGGGUCCCGUGUUCGCGGUGGAACAUUUCACCAUUCCAGGACAGCUCCCGCUGUUCUUCCUGGUGGCUCACCACCUGGUCAUUGAUUUAGUGUCUUGGAGAAUCAUCUUCCAGGAAUUAGAAGACUCAGUCGCAGGGGAGAUCUCACAAACACCCACUGCUCCCUUCUCAUUCCAGCAGUGGCAGCAAUUGCAGACCGAAUAUGCCGCGGAACAUCUUCCGCCAAGUCAGGCUCUUCCCUAUACAAUCCCCAGAGCAGACUAUGGCUAUUGGGGAAUGGAAGAUGUUCCCAACUUUGCUGGCGACAAUAUCCAAGUCUCAGCAGUACUGGCAUCCCAGGAAAGUGAAGCCUUGCUGACUGGCUGUCAUCAGGCGAUGAGAACAGAGCCACUCGAUAUUCUCAUCGCAGCUUUGUUCGCCUCCUAUGCGCAAACCUUCGAAAAGCCCCCGCCUGCGGUUUUCAACGAAGGCCAUGGCCGUGAGCCGUGGACCAGCGACAUCGAUCUCUCCGACUCAGUGGGUUGGUUUACCACCGUUUUCCCCUUCUAUAUAUCCGGAGUAGAUUCCACCACGUCCCACACAGAUAUUGUUCGAAGUGUAAAAGAUCAGAGGCGCACGCUUCCUGCGAACGGAUGGUCCUACUUCACAUCGAGGUACCUGAACGAGGACGGUGUGAAGGCCUUUACCGACCACAUGCCCGUGGAGAUCGUCUUCAAUUAUCUCGGCUUGUACCAAGGAUUAGAGCGUUCCGAUGGGAUGUUCCAUCUGGUGCCGUUCAACAAGGGAGAUGUUGGAUCGGCCGUGCGACGCUACGCUCUGUUUGAGAUCAAUGUCUACGUGAUCAGUGGAUCAACCCAUAUCUCUUUCACGUUCAAUCGUCACAUGAAGCAUGUUGGCAGUAUCCACAAGUGGAUUGAGAACUACGCCGCCUCUCUGAAGAACAUUUCCAAGAGUUUGGCUUCCACAGAAUUUACUCUAACCAGAAGUGACUAUCCUCUUCUUGAGAUUUCCUAUCCCGAGUUGGAUAAGUUGCAGAGUUCCAGAGUACCUGAGCUCGGCCUGACUUUGGAUGACAUCGACGAGCUUUAUCCAUGUUCGCCUCUGCAAACUGGUAUCUUGCUCAGUCAACUUCGUCUUGAGGAUGCUUACCUCUAUCACGCCAUCAUGAAGAUUGAGUCUUGUAAAGGAGCGACUAUCAAUGCUACGCGCCUAGCUUCAGCGUGGCAGCAAGUUGUUGAUCGCCACACAAUCCUACGGACUGUUUUCCUCAAAGGAAUCUCACAGCGACCAUUUGAUCAAAUGGUUCUUCGCAGCCACCGUGCGGUGGCUCGGGUUCUCCAAGCCGAGUCAGCUCAUGGAGCUAUUGACCUUCUUAAGAGUUACGAUCACUUGUCACCAUCGAUGGCUGAACCACCCCAUCGCCUGGUCGUGGUCGAAUGUGCUGAAGGAUCCGUCUACUUCAGGCUCGACAUGAGUCAUGCUCUCAUGGAUGGAACAGCCAUGUCAGUACUGAUCAAUGAUCUCGCCUCUGCAUACAGCAAUCAGCUUUCAGUCUCGCCAGCCAUACCGUACAGUGACUACAUUGCAUACAUUCGAUCUCAGCCGGCUGCGGAGGGUCUAUAUUUCUGGUCGAAUUAUCUUCGUGAUGUCAAGCCGUGCCAUUUCCCCUCUUUGGUAGUCUCCAGUGAGGUGGAAAAGGAAAUGAAGAGUAUCGAUGUCAUGGUACCUGACAACGGGCAAGUGCGUGCGUUCUGCCAAGAGAACAAUAUAACGCUGGCCAAUGUGAUCCGCUUGGCAUGGUCCCUGGUCCUUCAGGCUUAUUCGGGCGAAGAUCAGGUCUGCUUUGGUUAUCUCACGGCAGGUAGAGAGGUUCCCCUGCCAGGCUUGGAGAGCGCUGUUGGUCCUUUCAUCAACAUGCUGGUGUGUGCAACAAAUCUAGCCGAAGUCAGUAGCAAGUCUGUCGUUACGGAGUUGCAGAACCUCCACCACGAGUAUCUCAAGAUGCUUCCAUACCAACAUGUCGGGUUGGCGGAAAUUCACCAUGCGUUGGGAGUAACAGGCAAGCCAUUGUUUAACACAGUUGUCAGCUUCCAGCGUCGUGAUGUCGAGAGACUGGUACUGGGUGAUCUGCAGAUGACAUAUCUUGACGGAAUCGAUCCCACGGAGUACGAUAUCACGGUGAAUGUUGCAGACACCGACCUAAACGGUUUCACAGUUGAGCUGGGGUAUCUGACUUCACGACUGUCUCCAGAAUACGCAGUCCAGGUCUCGGGAGCUCUCUCCGCGGCGUUGGAAUUCAUCAUCUCCCAUCCUUCCUCCACAGUGGACUCGGUUGAUCUUUUCGGCGCAUCGGCCAAGAACAAGGUCUUCGAGUGGAAUUCCGCUAUGGCCCCGACUGUUCAUGAACCCCUGCAUGGACUCUUUGAGGGGAAUGCAACAGCCUCGCCAGACGCACCAGCCAUUGCCUCCUGGGAUGGACAGAUGACCUACUCACAACUUGAAAAGAAGGCCGUCCAGCUCGCCCAUGCUCUUGUCAAUAUGGGAGUGAGCCGUGGUGAUCUCGUUCCGAUUUGUUUUGGGAAGUCAUCUUGGGCGAUAAUUUCCAUGCUUGCUGUUCUGAAGGCAGGGGCAGGCUUUGUGCCUUUAGAUCCCUCCAGCCCAGCUAACAGACUGAAACUGAUAAUCCAACAGAUAUCUUCAUCACUGGUGCUAGUUUCCCAGGAGAAGCUGGCGUUACUGGCCGAGCUCGUGCCCAAGACCCUCGUUGUUUCGGAAUCUGCCAGUAUCUGGCAUGAUGAAUAUGCUCCUGUACUCACUGGCCCUGUCUCUCCUCAUAGUGUCGCAUAUGUUCUCUUCACCUCUGGCAGCACUGGUACUCCCAAGGGUGUGAUUAUGGAGCAUGCAGCUGUCAGUACCAGUGUCAUCCAUCAUGGACAAGAAAUUGGAUGCAGCUCUGCCACGCGAAUGUUCCAAUUCGCAGCUUUUACCUUCGACGCAUGCAUUCUUGAGAUCUUCACAACUCUGACCUACGGUGGAUGCAUCUGUCUCCCGUCCGAUGCCGAGCGAAUGAGUGAUAUUGCCGGCUCCAUGAACCGAUUGAGAGCCAAUACCUCCUUCUUGACUCCCUCGGUCGUGCGUCUCCUUCGACCACACCAAGUUCCCACUCUCAAAACCCUGAUUCUGGGAGGAGAAGCACUACAUGAAGAUAACAUCCAAACUUGGGCAGAGAGUCUUCGUCUCAUAAAUGGAUAUGGGCCCACGGAGUCAUGUGUAUUCGCGGUUAUGAAGACCUUUGCAGGCAAAAAUGACCGUUGCGACAAUCUUGGCAGAGCUGUGGGCUCUCUUUCCUGGAUUACUCGCCCAAACAACCAUCACCAGCUGGCACCUGUUGGGGCCAUCGGUGAGCUUUUAGUUCAAGGCGGUACCUUGGCUCGAGGAUAUCUCCACGACCAAGCAAAGACUGAUCAAGUCUUCAUUCGCAACCCAGGAUUCUAUCCGAUGUCCAAUGACUCCGUUCAGAGAUUUUACAAGACCGGUGAUUUAGUGCGUUAUAACAUCGAUGGGACAAUUACAUAUUUGGGCCGCAGAGACACACAGAUCAAGCUGCGCGGUCAACGAAUCGAGCUCUCUGAGAUUGAACAUCAAAUCAACCGUCAUUUGGGAUCUGAUCCACAGAUCGCGGUUGAGGUGGUGCUCCCUCACGGAGAACAAGAGCAAGCGCUUCUCGCCGUGUUUGCCUUCAAGCCUGUCAGGCUGGCCGGCAGCGAGCUCCUAGGGGAAGUGAACAUGGAGACCCGAGCUUGGGCCUUGGAUCUCAAGGCUCACCUUCACUCCGUUCUUCCUCCAUCAUACCAGCCAUCGCUCUAUAUUCCCACGAACUGGAUGCCCACAACAUCCGCGCAGAAGCUGGACCGUAAGUUACUUCGCGACGCAGUAGCCAUACUGAGCGAUACCCAACUGAAGGGCUAUUCGCUUCGUGAAGACAGUCGCCGAGUACCCCACACCGUAUCGGAAAAGAAGUUACAAGAACUCUGGCAUCGCAUCCUCAAAAUCUCCAUGGAUGAUAUCAGAGCGGAUGAUAACUUCUUUCAAAUGGGCGGAGACAGUAUUGGAGCUAUGAAAAUGGCUGCUACCACGCCGGAGAACUUCCCUAUCACUGUCAUGGAUAUUUUCCAGCAUCCUGUGCUGUCCGACUUGGCCGCUGCAAUGGCCGCCAAGACCUUCGCCAACGGCGACGCUCAUCCCUCUCUGAGGCCGUUCGAACUACUGAACACGAUUCCAGACAUUUCUGGAUUCUUGAGCGACAUUAGUCGUCAAUGUUUAAUUCCGGUAGAGUCGAUUGAAGAUGUAUUUCCAGCAAGUCCUCUUCAGGAAGGCAUGAUGGCCCUUUCCAUGCUCAACCCCAAGUCCUACACUUUGCGGAAAGUUCUCAACCUGGAUCCUACUCUGGAUGUUGCUCGAUUCCAAUCAGCUUGGGACAUGGUUGCCCAGAAGAACCCAAUAUUGCGCACGCGCUUCGUGCCAACCCCAGAUGCAGGAUUCGUCCAAGUUGUGGUGAAAGAGAGUAUCGACUGGAGAAGGGCGGUGGAUCUGAAGCAGUACCUAGAGCAGGACUUGACUGAAGGACUAAUCUACGGUGCUGCACCGUUGCGUUAUGGACUCACUGAGGACCGUCACUUCAUCUUCACUGCGCACCACGCCACUUACGACGGUUGGUCGCUGCCAUUGAUCCUUAAUCAGGUCCAUUUCGCAUACGAGCAUGGUCAUUGCCUCGAUUCCGCCCCAUUCAAUACCUUCAUCAAGCACUUGCAAAACACUGACACUCAAUUGACGCAAUCUUUCUGGGAAAAUCAAAUGUCCGGCCCCCGACCAUCGACAUUCCCCGAAUUGCCUUCACCAUCAUACCGGCCUUCCGUUCGUGGCAAGGUGCAGAUUGAGAUCCCCCUGCCAAACCUCAAAGACUCUACGAUCCUCAGGGCUACCAUUUUGCGAGCUGCCUGGGGGAUACUUCUCUCCCGCUACACAGAUAGCAACGAUGUGGUAUUUGGAAUGACCCUCUCUGGCCGCAACAGUGCGGUGGCUGGUAUCGACGCCAUGAUCGGUCCAACCAUUACAACUGUGCCUGUGCGAAUGGCAAUGUCGCCGAAACUCACAGUCAGUGAGUUCCUGGCUCAGGUUCAGCAACAGUCGACAGAUAUGAUCCCACACGAGCAUUUCGGUUUACAAAAUAUUGCUGGCAUCAGCUUGGAUUGUUCCCGGGCAAUCGAGUUCCAGAAUCUAUUCGUCAUUCAACCCGUGUCGGAUCCUAAUGCAACUGGAGAUGCCUUGCCAGGUGUGGAAGAGGUCGAACUGCCCCUGGAAGAUUUCGACAGCUAUCCGCUGGUCGUCGAAUGCUUCAUAGCGGAGGACAAAGUCAUCAUUGAGUCCCGCCAUGAUGAUAACAUCCUCUCGGCCUGGCAGGUGCAGACCAUAAUGCACCAUUUCGAGCAUAUUCUGGAACAAGUGACGGAUGUGAAAAAUCUCCAAGCUCAGCUCGCUUCCAUUGAGCUCUUUGGUAAUAAUGAUCUACAGCAGAUCAUCCAAUGGAAUCGACAGUAUCCGGAAACCGUCGAGUCAACUGUACCAGUCAUCUUCGCUGACCAAGUGUCGCAGCAGCCGGAGGCGUUGGCUGUUGAUGCUUGGGAUGGCCAGCUCUCCUAUAGUGAGCUCGACCGGCUCUCGACGAUUCUUGCUCGCCACCUCGUCUCUCUAGGAGUUUUACCUGAGACUCUGGUCCCUCUGUGCUUUGACAAGUCGAGAUGGGCCGUCGUCGCACAGAUGGCCGUCAUGAAGGCCGGCGGUGCUUGCGUCAAUCUUGAUCCUGCCCACCCCAAAUCUCGUCUCGAGGCGAUUGUAAAGGACGCUCAAGCAACAGUGCUUCUGAGCAAUCCCCGUCAUGCCAAUAUCCUUGCAAACUCGACAGCUUUACAGACAGUUACCGUGACAGAGGACUUCAUAUCUAGUCUCGAAGGGUUACCGUUUGUUAUGCCAACCCUCACUGCCCGAAAUUCCGCCUAUGUGCUUUUCACGUCGGGAAGCACUGGCAAGCCCAAAGGCAUUGUGAUUGAGCACGGCUCUCUUUGCUCAAGCUCAAAGGCUCAUGGAACACGCUGGGGGAUCGGCCCCGGAACACGACUUUUGCAGUUCGCCGCAUAUACAUUUGACGUGAGCUGCGCCGAUAUCUUCACGACAUUGCAACGCGGUGGGUGUGUCUGUGUACCGUCGGAUGAGCAACGUAUGAACGAUCUAUCUGGGGCAAUCAACACCUUCCAGUGUAACUGGGCCUUCUUGACGCCCACUGUCGCCGCUCUCCUCCCAACCGAUACUAUUCCUUCGCUGAAAAUGCUGGUUCUCGGAGGUGAGGCAUCCACACGCGACACCAUUGCCAAGUGGCACAAUGUGCUCGACCUCAGGGUGUGUUAUGGGCCCGCAGAAUGCUCAAUAUAUUGCUCCGGUGCUCCUCCAGCCAUUGCGACAAGUGACCCGGCAAACCUGGGGGCAGCCAUUGGAGCCCUCUAUUGGAUCGCUGAUCCUCAGGAUCCAAACCGCCUGACACCUUUGGGCUGUGUAGGAGAACUUCUUCUGGAAGGCCCAACGGUUGCCCGAGGAUACCUUCAUGACUCUGAAAAGACAGCACAGGCAUUUGUCGCGAACCCCGCUUGGGCAACUCGUCCAGGUUCCCGGUUUUAUCGUACAGGCGACCUGGUGCGCUACAAUGAAGACGGCACGAUCCGAUUCGUUGGUCGUAAAGACACUCAGGUCAAGGUCCGUGGCCAGCGUGUGGAACUAGGUGAAAUCGAGCAUGCCAUGCGUCUUGCAAUGCCUACCCUCGCCCACGUGAGUGUGGAUGCAGUGCAAGAUCCCACUCAUCUCCAGAAGGUUGUGGUGGCUUUUCUACAUUAUAGCAACCGCAGUGGUCCUGUCGAGAUCAAGGACAUGUCUACCGACUUGCGCGAUGAGCUGGUUGCCCUGCAACAAACCCUCAGCCAGCAGCUCCCAUCGUACAUGAUCCCAUCCAUGUUCAUUCCCCUAUCUCGCGUGCCUUUAACUAUGAAUGGCAAGUCCGAUCGUCGUCGACUGCGCGAAUUGGUCACGUCCCUCUCGAGAGAAGAUAGCCUGGCCUUUUCGCUGGCCAGCAGUGUCAAGCUGGAACCGACCACACCGAUGGAACUGGAGCUCCGCGCCUUAUGGGCCAAGGUCUUGCAUGUUCAAGAAGAUACUUUGGGCAAGAACGACCACUUCCUUCGCUGUGGAGGUGAUAGCAUCUUGGCGAUGAAACUCACUAGUCAUGCGCGAUGUGCUGGCCUGGCCUUGACUGUCCAAGAUAUUUUCCAGUCUCCAGUGCUUGAGGAAAUGGCAGCUGCUAUUUCACGAAAAUCAGUGCAAGACCUUAUGCAGCAGUCGCCUUCACCUUAUACUCCUUUCACCCUCAUAAGCGACAUCUCCAAUAUGCUUCCCAUGGUGGCUCUGACCACGAAAACACCCCCUGAAAAUAUUGUGGACGUUCUCCCUGCGUCGGACUUCCAAUCCUCCGCAAUCGCCCACUCCAUGCUAAAAACCCAUGGCUUGGUGAAUUACCUCUUCCUGGAUGGUGAAGGUGAGGUCCCAUGGGACCUGGCGUUUGUUCAGAAAGCAUGGGCUCUCUUUGUUCAGACUCACGGAAUUCUUCGGACUGUAUUCGCUGCCUACGAAGACCGCUUCUACCAGGUGGUACUCAAAGACAUCUCGCAACCGGUCGCGUGGUAUCAGAUAGAGGAAGAUAUCGAACCGUUCUGUCUCAAAUUAUGCAAGCAGGACGUCAACUCGGACCUGCCCUUGGGUGGCGUACUCACCCAGUUGUCAGUUGUCAGUAAUCAGGAACAUCAUCGGCUCAUUCUCCGAGUCUCCCAUGCCCAAUAUGAUGGUGUAUGUCUGCCACACAUCUGGCAGAGCUUCCAAGAUGCAUUUUCUGGCCGCACGCCUGCUCCAGAGGUUCCAUUCUCUCACUUCAUCACCAGCAUCCAUCCUGCUAGCCAGGGUGCUCAAACAUACUGGCGUGAUGUUUUGUCAAAUUCCACCAUGACCGACAUUGUGGCGCACUCCGCACCCCAAUAUGGGAAUGUGUACGAUUUGCACCUGACCCGAACAAUCACCAUUGCCUCUCAGAUUGGUUCAGGAAUUACUUUUGCCACCAUUUUGAAGACCGCCUGGGCUCUUGUCCUAUCUUCCUGCUCUGGCAAUUCCGAUGUCGUCUUUGGCCAUGUCGUUUCCGGUCGCAAUCUACCUCAAGUCAACAUAGAGCAGGUGAUCGGCCCUUGCCUGAACAUCCUCCCGACCCGUGUCAUAAUCGAUCCUACGGCGACCGUGAAACAUCUCCUCGAAGCCGUGCAGGCUCAACAUGCUUCUCACAUGGCCCACGAAUCGCUAGGAACCCGCGAGAUUGUCCAAAACUGCAGCCCCUGGCAUCCUUCUACUCGCAUGAGCAGUAUUGUGCAACAUCAAAACAUUGACCAAGAUGCGACGGUGACUCUCAAUAACCAGAACUACCUUGUUCGUGACUUCUGUCCUGCGGCAGACGAGGCAGACAUUGCUAUCAAGACCACCCCCUUGGACAGCAACCAGAUUGAGGUGCUUUUCAUCGCCUCCUCGCGCUCUGUUGGCCAGCCCAUGGCAACUGCUCUGUUGGAUCGUCUCUGUGCCACGAUUCAGGCUAUCUGCGACUCCCCACACGCACGGAUACCUGUGUCGCAGCUUAUUCACUCUGAGUCUAUUCUUCCCUUGCCGAGUCCAUCAAAAUCUAUUGGUGUGAACGGACACUCUGCGGUUGAUUGCACCGACACUGUCUGGCCUACGGACGUAACCCUGCUACCAGCCUUAUAUGACAGCUGGCGGGAGGUUCUGGGAAAUCCCGACCUGCCGUUGGGCUUAGAAUCCGACUUCUUUGCUGUGGGUGGUGACCUGGUCUCGAUCGCGUUGCUGGCCGCGUUUUGGCAACGUCAGGGUUACCAGGUUGCGGUGGAGGAUCUCUGGGAUAAUUCGCAGGUCGAUUCUCAGCUGGAUACCUUGAUCCAGGCGCGUUGUUGA
Molecule: messenger RNA, 18480 nt
Organism: Penicillium canescens
Lineage: Eukaryota; Fungi; Ascomycota; Eurotiomycetes; Eurotiales; Aspergillaceae
Product: non-ribosomal peptide synthetase
Exons: 6
Coding region: 1-18480 (6159 amino acids)
Biological process (GO): amino acid activation for nonribosomal peptide biosynthetic process; secondary metabolite biosynthetic process
Cellular component (GO): cytoplasm
Molecular function (GO): catalytic activity; phosphopantetheine binding
Source: RefSeq, a predicted model, not a curated record